UUUGUGGCAGGGGUAAUUCCAUUUGUGUGUGUACGUCUGUGUGCGUGCAUGUUGGUUUAAUAUUUCCUAGAAAAUGUUACAUAAUCGCGGUUCGGCAUUUUUUUUUCAAUAUUUUUUGACUUGAAGGGGUCGAAACCCCCAUUUUUUUAGGAACAUUGCGUUUUUUAAUUUACAAAUACCCCCGCCCCUUCACACACACACACAUUUUCCCCACGUAUUUCAAUGGUCGUCAGUUACACCGAUUUACGCAGGCCGAUAUAUAUUUUGAAAUACUACUAUAUGGUACUGUACUUAUAGUAAUGUAAAUUACAUUCAAUGUGGAUUUUUGUGGAUAGCUCAAUUUGAUCACUAGCUGUUCAUCUGGGUCAAGUCCAUCUUCAUUUACUAGUUUUGUUUGUCCUACUUUCCAGUAAGAGACAUGUAAUUUCUAGUAAAUAUGAACUUGAGGCGAAGGUUAACGCCAGCGUCAAACACGCCGUGAUUUUUAAGCAUUCUGGAUGAUUUGCUCACCGUAAAAUGAAUCUUAUUAGUGCGGUCAAGCGCGCACACACACUCACACACACAAGUGCAAAAAGAGUUACGUCCUCCACUGUGGUGAACGUGUCACGUGGCGCAGAAAGUGACUAGUUGUUAAGCCAACCUAAGAGCAAAAUGUUUAAACAAAAGUGCAGCGCUUUAAUUGAAUCACGCCCCCCGGGAAUGGUCCUGCUCCAUUUUAACUGCUAUUAAAAUAAAUAUACUGAAGAAAAACUUUUGUAAUUUAAUAUUUUUUGUGAUUGUUUUAAUGUGCGUUUCUACACUAAUCGUAAUUAGUUCGAUCUAACCUUUUAAACCGCAAUCAUUUCGAAACUUGAAUACGUGUAGAUAGCGUAUGUGCAAUAUUUAUAUGGUGCUCGGGCUUAAGUGUUCCUAUUUUCGCCUUAGAAUAUUGUGACACGUACUACCGAAAGGAGUAUGUCAGAUAAAAGAUAACAUUUUCAUCCGCUAUGGAGUGUGCGAUGCUGUUUGUGUGUUUGUUUGUUUUGUUUUGGGUUUUUUUAAAGUAUUUUCCCUCAACAUCUGCACUUCCUGUACAUUUAUUUGGUGUGCGGUUUGUCUCUUUUUUUCUACGUUACAUUAUGGCCUUGUUGCCAUUUUUGUCUUUCUUUGAACAGAAUAAAUUAAGCGGCUUAAUUGCUUCACUGAUACGAUUUCGAGAAUUUAGGAACAAAUGUCAUAGUCAGUCACGUACGCGUGCUUGGGCAAUAUUUGCCAACCAAAUACAAAGCAACUUUCAUUGUUGUUGGAUAUCGCAGUCCUGCAUAGAUUAUUGUUUAUCCCUUAUGUUUUUAUGCGCUUUAUUUUUAACGCCCUAUUAAACACGUUUUGCAUUGCUUAUUUUGUCAGGCAGGGACUCGUGCUUGGCAGCAGGUGCUGAGGCCAGAGGUGAAUAACACUCGUUUGACAACGAAUCAUCGUCCAUCGUGCAACACGUUAUUACAACGCUUCGCCAAUGAGAACUGGAGCUAUGUGCGCUGUUGUCCAAUAGGAGCUGAGCUGGAUAGAAUCUUUGGACGCAUCCGCUUUGCCACAUUAAUUCACUCGGCAGCGAACGUGGGAUGCUCAGAAUUUUGGACAUUUUGACCAGUUUCAACUGCAGCAGACUCUGGCGUAGCAACAAUUUCGUCGUUAUUUGGCCGAGAAUCUCGCCGCGAAAGACCCGGUGGGAAUUGUGAUGAAUUCCUGACUGCUGCUGCUGCUGUGGAUCUGAGGCCGACCUUCUCCCACGUCCACGGGCGUCACAGCUGCAAGGGAAUGCGACGAGACUUUUUGGCGUAGAAAUAGAAAAGGAGACAUCAUGAAGGAGAAAUCGAAAAACGCCGCCCGGACACGACGGGAAAAGGAGAAUAGCGAAUUUUAUGAACUGGCCAAACUGUUGCCGCUGCCCUCGGCCAUCACGUCCCAGCUGGAUAAAGCCUCAAUCAUCCGCUUGACCACAAGCUACCUCAAAAUGAGGAUCGUUUUUCCUGAAGGACUUGGUGAGUCAUGGGGCCAUGUGAGCCGGAGCUCUCUGGAUGGGGUCAGCCAGGAAUUAGGCUCCCACCUCUUACAGACAUUGGAUGGCUUUAUUUUUGUGGUUGCUCCAGAUGGGAAAAUAAUGUACAUAUCGGAAACGGCCUCGGUGCAUUUGGGUCUGUCUCAGGUAGAGUUGACAGGAAACAGCAUCUUUGAAUACAUUCAUCCGGCAGACCAUGAUGAAAUGACAGCUGUCCUCACAGCACACCAGCCUUACCAUUCACACUUUGUCCAAGAAUAUGAGAUGGAGCGCUCAUUCUUUCUGAGAAUGAAAUGCGUCCUUGCAAAGAGGAACGCUGGGCUUACGUGUGGCGGUUACAAGGUCAUUCACUGCAGUGGCUACUUGAAAAUCCGCCAGUACAGUCUGGACAUGUCUCCAUUUGACGGCUGCUAUCAGAACGUUGGGCUGGUGGCCGUCGGUCACUCAUUGCCACCCAGUGCGGUGACAGAGAUCAAACUGCAUAGCAACAUGUUCAUGUUCAGAGCCAGCCUGGACAUGAAGCUCAUCUUCCUCGACUCGCGGGUUGCAGAGCUUACAGGCUACGAGCCACAAGAUCUAAUAGAGAAGACCCUCUAUCAUCAUGUCCACAGCUGUGACUCCUUCCAUCUGCGCUGUGCACAUCAUUUAUUGCUCGUGAAAGGGCAAGUCACCACUCGGUACUACCGUUUCUUGGCCAAACAUGGUGGCUGGGUGUGGGUUCAGAGUUAUGCAACCAUCGUACACAACAGUCGCUCCUCCAGACCUCACUGCAUCGUCAGCGUCAAUUACGUUCUCACGAAUACGGAGUGUAAAGGAUUCCAGCUCUCUCUGGAUCAGGUCAUGUCCAAGGCCUCUUUCCCUUUCAGCAGCAAUACAGCGAGCAGUCUUACCGAUUCCGGGAGAGCCAAUAAAAGCAGAGUGUCCCGCCCCAAAACCAAAGCUAGACUUUCACCAUAUAGUCAGUAUCCAAGUUUUCAGGCAGAGCGGUCGGAUUCAGAUCAGGAUAGUCCCUGGAGGGGAAGCCCUCUGACUGACACAACCUCCCCACAGAUGCAGGAGACGAAUGAAGGCACGGACGCCUCCUGCGUUUACAAACACUUCACUGAUCCUGGUCCGCUGUGCUACAGUGUGUCUGAAGAGCAGCAUCACAGCGGUGACGGUCACAAACACGUCCAUGUGCAUGCUCAAGGUCAAAGUUGUGAGCGGGGUCGGUGUGAGGCAGGGCGAUAUUUUCUUGGAGCGCCUCCUCCCAGCAGGGACACAUGGUGGAGCACAACGAGGGCAAUUUUGCCCUUAAGCAAAGUUUCACUGGAGAACCGUGAAGGAUGUGAUGGCAGCAUGCCACAUAUUACGGCAGUCCACAGUUAUGAUGGUCGGAAUCAAUGGGAUGAGGACAGUGUGGUGAGCUCUCCAGAUCGAGGUUCCACCAGUGACUCAGGAGAUCGCCAGCGAACUGACCAGUUCAGGUUCAGCCCGCAGGAAAGCAGCAAAAUGGAAACACUUAUACGGGCAACACAGCAUAUGAUUAAGGAGGAAGAAAGUCGACUUCAGCUACGAAAGGUUCAUCCAGACACUCCACUGGGGCAGGCCAACGGACUAUUGAACAGCACCGGCCUUUGCUGUACCUCAGAGUACACUCAAAGGCCAAUACAGGCUGUGGUGUGUCGCGGUUUGAGUCACGUGAUUAGCCCGGUGCACAGCCCCGCCCACUUCUCAAGGCUAAGUCCAGGGUCGGAAAGCCUGAAAAAGUCCAAAGACUACCUCCAGACAGACAUGGGCCCGCGUUCUUUACAAUUACGUUACCCGUUUGUUCGACCAGGCCCAUGUUCAGAUUCUCCCACCCCGGCCCCAGCUCUGUACCCGCCUCACACCCAUUUUCGGCCAUACUUGGAGAAGCAUACGCCGUACCCCCGAACAGGCUAUGCUCUUGAGCACCUCUACGACCAGGAGAGCCUCCGAGGCUACUGCACUUCUGCGAGCACGGAUAUGACCCCUCACCUCCGCAUGCCGGCAGAACAGACACCCGGACACAAAGGCACCUCUGUCAUUAUCACCAAUGGCAGCUAACAAUCAUUUUACACAUGCACUGGGACUGAUGUCAAUAAGCCCCCGUGACUGGCCGGUUAGCCCCCAUUAAACAUCACUAUUUUGAUUCAGGCCCCACUAAAUGACUUUUGAGUACAUUAUUUGUAACGUUUCAGAGUUAAGGUUUAAAACACUUAACCCGAUAUUACCUAAGGAGACUUGCCUAAGAGUAAUUGUCAUGAUAAUAUUCAAUACAGUAUGCCAAUAACAAGAACUCGUACGUGACUGUUAGACCACACUUUUGAACCCCGCUGCACACCGAGUGACACGACCCGAUGCCAAUGAACUGGAGCACAGUGUGAGAAUCUGAAAGUAAUUUUCAUCAUUGGCAGAACAUUGGCAACUAGUUUUGCCACGAUUCGAAAUUCAAAUUGCCGAUGAAUCGCGUUGCAAUGUCACAGAUUUAAUGGUCAAAAAUUCCACUUUGUAUCACAUGAUCUAGAACCCCCAAAAUGACAUUUCCAGGUCUGAAGCGACAACCAGCAGGCCACCACACAGCUGUACCAUUACAGUAAAUGCAAUAUAUAUGUGGCUGAAAAGCAAAGCGUGGAGAGUAUCUGUCGCUUAAAGUGCAGCCAAUACCCUCUCAAACAUCCGCACCCUGUCUUCUGUUGUUUGCAUUUCCUCUCUUUGUAUUAUGUUAUAUACGGUAGCUGCGGCGUUCAGGCAAUCAGUUUCUUCCUUGACAAUCGCAUCAUGUUAUUUGUGGUUUAGAAGAAAUAAUACAGUACUGUAUUUUAUGUGGA
Hippocampus comes (tiger tail seahorse) is the source of this 4866-nucleotide messenger RNA. It is a transcript of the gene sim1a, whose product is annotated as SIM bHLH transcription factor 1a. Bases 1838 to 4102 code for a protein of 754 amino acids. Gene Ontology annotation, biological process: regulation of transcription by RNA polymerase II. NCBI's taxonomy places the organism in Eukaryota, Metazoa, Chordata, Actinopteri, Syngnathiformes, Syngnathidae. The transcript has 12 exons. The record is from RefSeq and is a predicted model, not a curated record. Gene Ontology annotation, molecular function: DNA-binding transcription factor activity, RNA polymerase II-specific; RNA polymerase II transcription regulatory region sequence-specific DNA binding; protein dimerization activity.